Messenger RNA from Vicia faba (fava bean), 717 nucleotides. Lineage: Eukaryota; Viridiplantae; Streptophyta; Magnoliopsida; Fabales; Fabaceae. The record is from the annotation of a GenBank genome assembly.
AUGAAAGCUUGUCAAGACUUGUUGAAUCAAGAUGGUCAUAUUCGAAAUGUUAUUCAAGUGCAAAGUUUGAGUCAAAGAAUGAAUAAUCGGCUAUGUCUCAAGACUUUAAUUGACACUGUUCGUUGGUUGGUGCUUCAAGCUUGUACUUUUAGAGGUCACGAUGAAACUAACAAUUCAAAAAAUCAAGGAAACUUUCUUGAGUUGUUAAAACUUUUAGCAUCUUAUAAUGAUGAAAUUGCAAAAGUUGUGUUGGAAAAUGCUCCACAAAAUUACAAGUAUACUUCAUAUCAAAUUCAAAAAGAGAUCUUGCAAAUUCUUUCUAGUAGGGUGAAAAAGCAUAUUCGUGAGAAAAUUGAAUGCUUACCGGCUGAAGAAAAAUGCAAACUAUGGCCUCGCUCGCAAGGUGAUGAUGAUUAUGAAGUGGGAAGCUUUAAUAUGGUGAUGAUGGAAGUGUUUGAAGAAGUAUCGAAGAUUGAAAGAAUGAUAGAUGAAGAAUUCAACAUUUUUGAAGGGGUAAAACGUGUUGUAGAUGUAUGUGCUCCGUCGGGUAGCUGGAGACAGGUGCAGGAAAACCUGAGUUUGCUCCGGAUGAAGAUACACAUGUCAUUGGUGAUUAUAUUAAGCAUGUUAUUCGGGGAUUGCCAUCUUCUCCGGUCCCUCCCUGCAUCUUGUUGUAAGGCACUGUUAGAAGCUUGUCAGUUGCUUCGAUGCGCGUAG